AUGGAAUUUGAAAACAAGAUUUUCCCAAAAAUCGGUGGAUAUGGACGAUACAAUCGAAUCAUAACACUUUUCAGUUGGUUCCCAAACUUUGCGGUAUCACUGAACCUCUUCUGCGAUGUUUUUUUCACGUUAAUUCCUGAAUCGUACCACUGCAAACCUGAUCCGACGUUGUUGCCAUCGGCUUUUCUUUUAAGUAAUUUCUCCAAGCAAGCGUACCUUAACUAUACAAUACCAUGGGUGAAGGGAUCUGGGUUAAGUCACUGCGAACUGUACAAGUACCCUACAAACUUCACCAACGUCACCGAGAGCGUCCCGAGAGAAGUUGUGCCAUGUACAAAAGGAUGGGAGUAUGCGAAACCCGCCGGACUAAAGAGCAAUUUCGUAACCGAGUGGAAUCUGGUGUGUGAGAACUACUGGAAGAUUCCUCUUCAGCACAUCUGCUUUAUGACAGGCUGGAUCGUGGGCUAUGUACUGCUGGGUACAGUUUGUGACUGGUUAGGUCGUCGUAAGGCACUCUUGAUGUCUGUGGCUCUUUCGGGUGUGCUGGGUGUGGCUGUGUGCCUUUCUAACAGCCCUGCAGUCUUCUUAUUGCUCCGUCUCUCCCAAGGGGUCCUGCUGGCUGGGGUCUUUCUGUCCUCCUACAUUGCCCGACUGGAAGUAUGUGAUCCUCAGCAUAGGCUCAUGGUGUCUAUGGUCAGUGGUUUCUUUGCUGUGUUUGCUGAGCUGUUGUUGCCAGGGCUUGCUGUGGUGUGCGGUGACUGGCCAGUGUUACAGGCAGUAGCCACAUUGCCCUUGCUGCUGCUGCUCUCUUACUGGUACUUUGCUUCAGUGUUCCCUGAGUCUCCUCGCUGGCUCUUGGCCACAGCUCAGAUCUCCCAGGCUAAGAGUUGUCUGCAGGCUUUCUCGAUCCAAAAUAAAGUGUGUCUGCAUGAUGAACUCUACCCUGCUGAAACACUGCUUUCAGAAAUAGAUGUGGCUUAUCCAGAGGACUCUGCACCCGAGUAUCAUCAUAUUCUGGAACUGCGUCACACACGAGUCAUUUGGAGAAACUGCCUCAUCCUGGGCUUUACUCUGUUUAUUGGCACAGGAAUCCAGUACUGUUUCACACGUAACCUGCAUAACCACUCACCUCACUUCUACUUUGGGUAUUUCCUGCGGGUGCUGACGGGAGCACUGGCCUGCAUCUUCCUCUGUCUGUCAGUGGACCGCUUUGGCCGCAGAGGCAUCCUGCUCCUCACAGCCAUUGUCACUGGCAUCUCCUCUCUUGUCCUGCUGGCUCUCACUCAGUACCUGCGUGGGGGACUGGUGUUAGUUUUGUCUGUGUUUGGUCUCUUCUCCUCCCAGGCUCUGGCCAUGCUGAGUGUGUUUUUUGCCAGUGAGGUUUUGCCGACUGUCGUACGUGGUGGUACACUGGGACUGAUCAUGGCUGCUGGUUGCGUUGGUAUGGCUGCCUCUUCUCUGAUGGAGUUGCAAAAUAACGGUGGCUACUUCCUGCACCAUGUGGUAUUUGCCUCCUUUGCUGUACUGUCCGUCCUGUGUAUCAUGCUUUUGCCCGAGAGCAAACGGAAGCCUUUGCCCGAUUCGCUUAAAGACGGCGAGUGCCAGCGCAGGCCGCCCCUGUUUCCGACGGGCAGAGAGUGGGACAGCCUACCCCUGCUGCGCACACGCCAGCCUGCGUCCGAGUACAACCCUGACAACUACUCCCGCCUGGUCAGUGCUACCAAGAAGAUGCUCAACAAAGAAACACUGCCGUACAAGAUCACUCUGCCUUCCCGUGCACCCCUGCUGCCUAGCAACGGGAAUGCACGAGGAGGGCAAGGGCACUCCUCCUAG
Messenger RNA from Chanos chanos (milkfish), 1833 nucleotides. RefSeq names its product solute carrier family 22 member 31 (gene slc22a31). NCBI's taxonomy places the organism in Eukaryota, Metazoa, Chordata, Actinopteri, Gonorynchiformes, Chanidae. Gene Ontology annotation, molecular function: transmembrane transporter activity. Gene Ontology annotation, biological process: transmembrane transport. The transcript is spliced from 9 exons. The coding region runs from base 1 to 1833 and encodes 610 amino acids. The record is from RefSeq and is a predicted model, not a curated record.